AUGCCAGAGGACAAAUGUAAAAAGACCUGGAAGAAUCUCAGGGACAGGUAUAUAAAGGAGAGGAAGAAAGUCAGGGAGAAGAAGAGUGGUGCAGGGGCAGAACAUAAAACAACCUGGAAGUUCUUCCUGAUCAUGAGCUUCCUGGAGCCUUAUGUUAGGGAGAGGGCCACCUCCUCCAAUAUGUCCCCACCCUCAGAAAGUAGACCCUCCAGUCCCCAGGCCACCUCAGCUCCUUUGCCAGCAUCAUCAGAUGGUACCCCUUCUGAUGAACCUUUCAGUCUUUAUUUGACUGAAGUGCUCCCCACCACCCAGACUACCUCUUCACCUCUGGCUGAGUUGGCACCUGAGCCUUUAUUUCUGGCCCCUGCUGCAUCCCAGAAGCCUGGCCCAUCCCCCUGCACCCCAAGGGCUUCCACAGCACCCUCUAUUUUGGGGUCAAGGCAAAGAAUGAAAAGGAAGAGGGAUGAGUUUGAGGACAAACUUUUGAAAGCUAUUGAACAGCCCACAGAUGAGGACGAGCUAUUUCUCUUAAGCCUAGCCCCUCGUUUGAGAAACCUGCCAAAACGUGAUUUAGAUGUCCUGAAAAGUACUUCACCGACAAACAGUCUGGAGAGGGCACGGUAUCGCAGAAGAUGGGACCUCAGAAUACUGGGCCUGACAGAGAAAGAAAAUGAGAAUACAUGCGAAAUUGGCAUUCUAACAAGAGUGGUUCCUGUGUCAGUGGAAAAAUUGCAGCUCAUGGUUGAUACAGUACACCGACUGGGAAAAAAAGACAAUGCUGUGAACAAAAUGCCUAGACCAAUCAUCAUCCAGUUUAGCAUGAGGACGGCUAGGGACGAAGUAUGGAGGAAGUCCAAAGAGGCCAGGGUCUGCAAAGAACUGAACAUAAAAUUUAAAGAGGACUUCUCCAAAGAAGACCAUGAAGCUCAGAUCAAGCUGUGGCCCAAGGUACAGGAAGCUCGACACAACGGCAGAAGAGCAUUCCUGAAGGAGGGUUAUGCAAUAAUAAACGGCAAAAGAAUCAAUCCGUGA
Paramormyrops kingsleyae is the source of this 1032-nucleotide messenger RNA. The record is from RefSeq and is a predicted model, not a curated record. NCBI's taxonomy places the organism in Eukaryota, Metazoa, Chordata, Actinopteri, Osteoglossiformes, Mormyridae.